AUGUCUAGAAAUUUGGUUACUGAACUUAAUUUUCGUCCAAGUGAAUAUCCUAUUCCUACUGUUGGAAAUUCUUCCUCUACAUCGGCUGUGCAACACAGAUCUUAUAUAGCGAAUCUGCGCCCAGACCAUUCCAUCCUUCGUCGGGAGAACGUUGACUUAGGUGAACAAGUUGCUCUCGACUCUUCCGUUCCUGCGAGUUCGUUUAAAGCUGAGAAAAGCACUUGUUCGUCCAGCCUGCAAGCUUUUGUCUCUCCUCAUAGUGAGCAGGCUCGUUUACGUGGAAUAAUUGGUCUCAUGUUGCGCCUCAUAACCGGAUCGGCAGCAAGACUGACGCAUCCUCCAAUUUUUCCGGACAACACGAUAUAUCCGGCCCCCAAAACGAAUGUAUUUACGGAUGUCUCAGGGCUAUUUGAAUUUUGGCCUCAUCUUGAUGCCGCUUUGGACAAUUUGACUGCAGGAGACUCGGAUACUAUUUUGCUCCUUCAACCUCUAAUUGAAGCAUUCUGCCUAACUCAUCUUCAUUUUGCCAAAGAAGCUGUGAGUUUAACAAAAAAUUAA
Messenger RNA from Protopolystoma xenopodis, 558 nucleotides. Lineage: Eukaryota; Metazoa; Platyhelminthes; Monogenea; Polystomatidea; Polystomatidae. The record is from the annotation of a GenBank genome assembly.